AAAUAUAUUUUGCUAACCCUUACAACUUAUAUAUUGAUACUGACUACCAAGUAGAGGAUUUAAUUAAUCUACCUGAAGAGUUAGAACCACUUGAAACCUCAUAUAUUUCUAAUAGCAGCCUUCAAUUAACCCAAUACUCUGACCCUACCAAUAUUACUUAUUUAGAAGAUAGCUCUUUUAGUGAAGGAUCUAUAUCAUAUCAAUUACCUAUUAGUACUUUUCUACCUAAAUCUGUAAUUUUAAAUCCUAAUUUUAGUACAUACCUGGAGAACAUGAUCCAAGAUUUAACUGAUAGUCUUAAAAAUAUGAGUCUUAAUUUGGUUCAACAAAAUAACAAAAAAGAAGUUUAUACUGUUAAAAGUGGUUAUAAUCUAACCAAUCAGAAUCAAAGAAGAAAUAGAAAGAAAGGAAUCGUUCAAACUGAAAUAGAGAUUUUAGAAGAAGAUCUAGAUCAGAACCGUAAAAUUAUAGAAGAAAUUUAUCUAGGAGUCAAGAAAGGUACAGAAGAAAUACUCAAGAUUAUAAUCGAUAUACUAGAAGCAGAUCUAAAGAUUACAAUCGAUAUGAUAGAAGCAG
Molecule: messenger RNA, 576 nt
Organism: Racocetra persica
Lineage: Eukaryota; Fungi; Glomeromycota; Glomeromycetes; Diversisporales; Gigasporaceae
Source: the annotation of a GenBank genome assembly